Messenger RNA from Micromonas pusilla CCMP1545, 870 nucleotides. RefSeq lists its product as uncharacterized. Bases 1 to 870 code for a protein of 289 amino acids. NCBI's taxonomy places the organism in Eukaryota, Viridiplantae, Chlorophyta, Mamiellophyceae, Mamiellales, Mamiellaceae. The transcript has a single exon. The record is from RefSeq and is a predicted model, not a curated record.
AUGUGCGGCGGCGCGCUGAUCGUGUGCCAGACGCGCGGCGGCGCGUGCGUCCUCGCGACGUGCGACGGCGCCGGGUGCGCCGCCGACGGAGGGAUGAGCUUGUAUCUCCGCGUGCGCGCGAAACGCGACUUCAGCGCGUUGUGGCAGUACCCGCCGCCGCCGCGGACGGCGCACGCGGGUAGUAACGGUCGCGCGGCGACGGCGGCGACGUGCGCGGCGUCGGCGUCCGCCUCGCCCAUCCCCGGCGCGGCGUCGCACGACGUGCCGCCCGGGAAGACGAAGCUCCUCGCGAUGCACGUCUCCGUCGGCGCUUCGGAGCGGUGCGGGCACUGGCUGGAAGUGUGCGCGGAGCAGCGGCGGCGCGACGCGUGCGAGCUGUGCGGGGGGAAGACCGGGCGCGGCGGCGGCGGCGCGAUGGCGGGCUCGGGCUCGGGAUCGGGAUCGGGAUCGGACGACGACGACGACGACGACGACGUGCGGAUCGUCGACGCGAACGCGACCGCGAACGCGACCGCGACCGCGACCGCGAACGCUGGGAUCGCGUCCGUCUUCGCGGAGGAGUUCCCGGAUCUGCCCCCGCCGCCGCCCGGGACGACGGACGAGGAGCUCGCGGCUAUCCUCGCCGCCGCCAUCGCGCGAGCCGCCGCGGAGGAGGCGGAGACCGGCGGCGGCGGCGACGACGACGACGUGGUCGUGACCGGUGUGGUCCCCGGCGGCGGCGGCGGCGCGGCGUCGUGGAGACGCGUCAAGGAAGAGGAGAACUUGAAGAAGCAGGCGAGGGCGCCGCCUCGGCGGCUGCGAGAGUUGUUCACCGCGCAGGACGCGUGCGCGUGGGCGAGAGGGGCGGCGCGGCGCGGCGGGGUCGUUUAG